This is a messenger RNA of Brassica napus (rape), 1658 nucleotides long. RefSeq names its product D-amino-acid transaminase, chloroplastic-like. Gene Ontology annotation, molecular function: catalytic activity. The record is from RefSeq and is a predicted model, not a curated record. Gene Ontology annotation, biological process: carboxylic acid metabolic process. NCBI's taxonomy places the organism in Eukaryota, Viridiplantae, Streptophyta, Magnoliopsida, Brassicales, Brassicaceae. Bases 268 to 1458 code for a protein of 396 amino acids. The transcript has 5 exons.
GUGUAGUAUCUGUUCUUAUCAGUUUAAUAUCUGAUAUGUGGCCCAUCGGGUCACACGAUAUUAACUCUAUUUUUUAAGGGAAGAGGUCCAUUAAGAUAGCUUGCUAUCUGGGUCUCUACGAGUCGCCCAUGCGUUGCACUACUGCACGGGCUGGCUCAUCCCGCCAAAUAUACAGUUUAAUUUGGGCCUCUCGUAAAUAUCAGUGAGAUUGCGAAUUAAAUCGAAGUGGGCCUUUCGGCCCAAGUAACUGGCCUAAACUUAUCUACAAUGCUUUUUUUUGAGUCAGAUUCCAGCUCACUUUUUCAGAUGACAUCUCGAUUCGUUUCAUUCCCUGAGCCUAUCGUCGGUUUCUUGCCGGAGCUGUCGUCAUUUAACACUUGGAAUCUCCACUUUGUGUCACGAGCUCCAUGUUCUUCAGGUCGUCAUGGCUUUCGACUCCCUCGUACACGAGGAAGGACUCUCAUGUGCUCAGGUUCGAGCUCUCACUCGUGGAAUGUUCCUGUUCUUUCCAGCAAUGAGGUUGUUGAGAGGCUGAAACUAGUAGGAGAAGGAAAACAGUUCUUGGCCAUGUACUCGAGCGUUGUUGGCGGAAUCACAACUGAUCCAGCAGCUAUGGUUCUUCCGUUGGAUGAUCACAUGGUUCACCGUGGUCAUGGAGUCUUUGAUACCGCCAUGAUCGUUAACGGACACCUUUAUGAAUUGGAUCAGCACCUUGACCGUAUCAUACGGUCUGCAUCCAUGGCUAAGAUUCCACUCCCCUUCGACCGUGAAACUAUCAGAAGGAUUCUCAUCCAAACCGUGAGCGUUUCUGGAUGUAGAUAUGGCUCUCUAAGAUACUGGCUCUCUGCUGGCCCAGGAGAUUUCUCACUAUCUCCAUCUCAAUGUCCCAAACCAUCUCUUUACGCCAUCGUGUACCAAAAGGACUUCACCGUUGACCGAAGAGGUGUCAGGGUAGUGACAUCCUCCAUCCCCAUCAAGCCUCCAGAGUUUGCUACUGUGAAAAGCGUUAACUAUCUCCCAAACGCGCUCUCGCAAAUGGAGGCAGAGGCCAAAGGAGCGUACGCGGGUAUUUGGGUGGAUAACGACGGGUUUAUAGCAGAAGGUCCAAACAUGAAUGUGGCGUUUGUUGUUAACGGUGGUAAGGAGCUUGUGAUGCCGCGGUUUGACAAUGUUUUGAGUGGGUGUACGGCGAAGAGAACGAUUACACUCGCUGAACAGCUUGUAAGCAAGGGGAUGCUUAAGAGUGUGAGAGUUGUGGAUAUUACGGUUGAAGAUGGAAAGAAAUCUGAUGAGAUGAUGCUUCUUGGGAGCGGUGUUCUCGUCAAACCUGUGAUUCAGUGGGAUGAUGAAGUUAUUGCUGAUGGUAGAGAAGGUCCUAUAGCAAAGGCGCUACUGGAUCUGUUGCUGGACGACAUGAUCUCUGGUCCACCUUCUGUCCGUGUGCUUGUUCCUUACUGAGCCAAACCAUUCUCUUUGCUCAUCACAAAUAGACAACUUUGUUUUUUUUUAUUGCUUUGCUGUUACUGGAAGUUGAAGUUUGUAUUUACAUGUGUCCUGACUCAGAAGCAACUGUAUCUAUGGUUGUAAAGAUCCACUUCUUAGUGGGACCCAUUUCUGACAUUUUGUUGUUGUGUCUACCCCCACAAACUUCUUUUCUA